Sitodiplosis mosellana (orange wheat blossom midge) is the source of this 3827-nucleotide messenger RNA. RefSeq names its product protein kinase 4-like. Lineage: Eukaryota; Metazoa; Arthropoda; Insecta; Diptera; Cecidomyiidae. The record is from RefSeq and is a predicted model, not a curated record. The transcript has 2 exons. The coding region runs from base 985 to 3480 and encodes 831 amino acids.
CAGCAGAGUAACAAAAAUACUUAGUCAACGAAAUUCAGUCGGCUAUAUUGGCGCUUGCGAAUAAAGAAAAACGCAGAUUUAAAGAGAAAUUGAACCAAAAAAUGUAGUUAAAUAUGAAAAAAUAAAUGGGAAAUGGAAAUAGCAAUCUGACAGGAGGUCUAAGAAUCAGAGUCUUGAUAUUUGAAGAGCGUAUAUUGGACUAACUGGUUCAGGACUUUUUGGAGGACUUGUCCGUAACUUCGGCACGGAGAGAAAUAUAUUAAUUGAUCAUACACGUUGGGAUACUCCAUUUCCACAUUUGGAAGACUACACAUUCGAAACCGACGUGUUACUUGAGUCGAUUGCACAUCCUGAAUUAAUUUCAGCGGGUGAAUCAAGUGGUGAAAGUGAGUCGGACAGCGAAGAGAUAUACAACAUCAGUCGCGAAUUGUGUGAUAACUAGUUCGAAACUUCAAAAGGAAAAGUUGACAUUUUGUUCCAUAUUUUUGUAAUAAAAAGGAAAAAAUUAAAUGGGAAGCAGUCUUGGCUCUUUAUCGGGCUUAUUAUCAAUUAAAGUAAUAAUUUCAAAAACUCGAGUGUAUGUCAGAUUGAGUGGUAGUGGAUUUUUAAGUGGAGUAUCAAGGAACUUUGUGAUUUCACGAGACCAGCGAAGUUUAACAAUACCAAGUUUUCGGCGUAAACUUGAAAUAUAUUCGUUCAACACAGUAGUAUCGGUAGAAGCAGAUUCGGAUACUGAGGAUUCGGAUAAGGAAAACUAACUUGAUAUCAAUUAUAUGGAAACAGUGGAACCAGACGAGUUGCGGAUAACAUUAAUCAUCGGAACGAGAACCAUCAGCGUAAUAAUCAACGGAAGCGGUAAUUCGAGCCAUAUCAGAGGAUAUUUUGAGAUUAGAAGAGACACCACGUAUUUGCAGUCAGAAGCUGAAGUUAUUUGUUUGAUCAUACCAACGACAACAAAAUAAAGGUGAGUGAAUUUUCAAUUUAAUGAAUCGGUCACAGGCGAGUAGGCUGGAAAAUUUACAAUUACCGCUUAAAUUAGACCAAUUGAUUAGAGAGCUAAAAACAUUGCAAUCAAGGCUCAGAAACGCGGAAAAGAGAGACGACCUAUUAUUGAUCGAAAGUUUGCGUAGUAAAGUAAAUCAUAAAACAAAGGAAGUAAUUGCCAAACGUAACAGAAUUGUUGAGUAUUUGUUUGAGGGACAUUUAACAUUUAAAACUCUUCCAUUAGAAGAACUCCUGAAAAAAGAGGAGGAUAUAGAAGCUGUUUUGAGGCUAUCAAACCUGGAUGAAAGAAGAGAAAAUUAUAUAAAUAUUUUGAACGAAUUAAAACAAGUUAUCAAAGAAAAAUCGAAAUUAAGAUCUCUUGAGAGUUUUAUCAGUUCGGAAAUGGUUUUUAGAUCGCCACUCAAUGAUAAGGAAAAGGAGACCAAUUCUGGUAAAAAAGAUAGGGAACCUGAUGAUAGUGACUCUGACACUAUUAAAGACGUUGAUGAAAAAAUGGAAAACAUUAAUAACCCCGAAACGAUUCCAGACAGAAAUGAGAGAGGCGGAGCUUUUAGUCUAGCUCAGUCAAAAUUCAAUGACCCUCUCGAUAAUUUCAAUUUAAAAAGUUCAAAUAGAUAUUCGGAAGACCUGAAAGAAUCUGCUCAGCUUAGACCGGAAAAGAAUAUCAAGGAUAUGAACGAAUUUUUUGAUAAUCUUCGAAUUUGGGCUAAUGAUACCACUGGUCCUCCACCAAAACCGAAUAGAGACAGUCUUAAAUUAAAUUUUGGAAGUUAUAUUCCAACUCCCAAUAGAAAAUCAGUCAAAUUCAGUGAGGUGGAUCCACGAAAACAUUUGUCAACCAUUGUAGAAGAAAGUCCUUACUUGAGUCAAAGACGUGUAUUGGAUAAAGAAGAAGGUUAUGAUACGGUUGACAUAACCUCUGAUGAUUUCGUAAAUAAAAGAAGACCAAAACGGGAUGAAUUAGUAUUUAGACCCGAUCAUUUUUCUUUAACUGAAACGGAAUUAAGAGAAUGUGCAGAACAAGAAGCCAGAUAUAAAAAUGAGAGGUUGAAUAGAGAGCGCAGUCAACAUGAACAGGAAUAUGUAAAUCCGUUUUCUAUGCCAGGAAAUCGUUUUCAACAAGUUGAUUCAAAUUUUCAAGGUCAACCAACAAUGUAUUUUCAAUCAGAUUUUACUUCACGUAAUAUUCCACAAUAUUCGGGGAGUAAUGUGUUACCUGUAUCGAAUACUCGUCGCACUGGUGAAUUUUCUUCAAUAAAUGAACCAGUAUAUGUUGAUAUGCAUAAUUUACAUAUUUCCAAUCGAAAUAUGCCAACUAAUUCAAAUGUUGCUAUGAUGCCUCAAAACUCGAGUGCUGACCGUAUUCAGCAUCCGAGCAUAAAUCCAAAUAAUUUUUUCGCAUCUGCACAGCCGAGUAACUAUUUUCAAGACAAUUUUCCUCAAAAUUUACAACAAUAUCGUAACGUACCCACACAGACAGUCUUUAACCCGCCUAAUCAGGCAAUGUCAGCGCAACAGUUGGACCAAGAUGCAACUAAUGACCAUGAGAUUAGACGACAAUUUCUUCGUCGCCUUAAAUCUAUUCCAAAAUUCGAUGGUAGUUCGUAUAGAGAAUUAAUAGAUUUUGUUGAUAUCUCUGACACAUUGUUUAGAUCGUGCAUGAAUGAAGCGGAAGAAAAUGAGUUUUAUGAACAAAUGAUACUCCAGUUGCGUGGUGAAGCGAAGCAAGUUAUUUCUAACUCACGUAGUUCAGACUGGGAUACAAUCAAAUCAAAAUUGCAAAAACACUUUUCUUAUCUUGCAAACAAAGAGGUGUUGACCAGUCAAUUAGAAAACAUGCGUCAAGAAAAGGACGAAUCAUUGGCUAAAUACGCUGAACGUGCAAGAAAAAUGCUUCAAGAGAAAAAUUCCGUUUAUAAAGUUUUGACUGAGGAUCAAAAACUGGAACAUAGUCGAAUGGCCCGUAAAGCAUUUGCAAAAGGCAUACAGAAUAGCAACCUUAAAACUAGACUUGUUACGCGUGGUGCCAGCUCAUUGGAAGAUGCAAUCGCUUAUGCAAUCGAAGCAGAAACCGAUGAAUUAUAUGAAAUUCCUAAGCGGGAAUUGUACUGCAGGCAUUGUAGGCUAAAUGGCCAUCGCGAAAAAUUAUGUCGCUUCAAAAACACGGAUAAUAACGGAAUAAAUACAUUAAUUUCCGCAUUACAGUCUUUCAGUGCAAGUAGGACACCGAAUAGAAAUAAUCGCGAUGGUUCCAAUCGAUUUGGUCAAGUUUUUGACAACGAUCGCUUUAAUCAAGGUUGGGAUAAUAUUAAUAAUAAUAACAAUAAUAAUAGUCUAUUCUUCAACCGGAACUGGAAUACGCGCAAUAAUAAUGGCCAAUCGAAUCAGAAUUGGUUCGCCCGAAAUAACAACUCCAAUUCUAACAAUAAUUCCAAUAACAACCAAAAAUCGGAACUGGUCCGAUCAAAGGGCUAAUCAAUAACAACCCAACCAGAAUCGUUUUCCACAGCGCAAUGAUAAUCGUAUAAAUCAAAGAUUAAGUAACAUCCUUUUGGGUGGUUUUGAACUUUCUGACGACGAGUAUCUUUCGGAAAACUAGAAAGGGUGGAUCAAGAAGGGUGCUCCAUCCAACACAGCCAAUUUAAUAAUCAAUUUUCGUACGAUAGAAAACGAUGAGGAAACUUCAAACGCGCUAAAAAAAAACAUUGAAAUCUUGCCAAAAAACAGAGCUAAAAAAAGCAUUGAAAUAAGGCACAAUAUUUAUAGUGAGAAUGGAACAUCAUAUAUCUGAGUGUGAAUAUGAGUGAUAGGCCAGUACGAUU